ACAGGGCAGAGCUGCGCUGAGUGUGGCUGAAGUAGUCCACAUCAGUGUUAAGAAGAGAGAGAGGGGCAGAUAGGAAAAAAAUCGGAGGACAGAGAGAGACAGUGCAGAUUGUGCAAGCAGACUGGAUUAACAGAUGUAACAAAUUGGACCUGUCUUUUCUGUCUUUAGCUAAAGGUAGAGACUCAGCGAUAACGUGGACGGCUGUUUAGGCAGAGCUGCACGCUGGUUAGGUAUCAGGACUGAAAAAUAUGGCAGUCAUACCCAGACUUUACCACUUUUCAAAACAUUUAAUAUGGUGAAGAUCUCUUAUUUGUGCUUAGUUUGGGUCAGUUUUCCUUGGACGUACUAGUGUGGGAGGCUCACUUACAGUAAUAUUGACCCUGGAGUUGAACCCUAAUUUUGACUUUUGACCCCUGGAGCAGAAAAGAGUUUCUGAUUUAUCAAAGGGUCUGAGAGUGACGGCCCUGGAGUCGUGUUUUUAAAGCACCUCACUGGCUUUUCUUGCCCCAGGACCAUGGGCUCUCUCUGGGGCAGCAUUAUGCUGCUGUGUGGGGUGGUUCUACUCAGCACGGAGGGCAGCAGAGUCCAACAGACCAAGAACAAUGUCCCUCGACUAAAACUCUCCUAUAAAGACAUGUUGGAAUCUAAAAACCUUGUGACGUUCGAAGGCCUGGCCAACAGUUCGGCUUACCACACCUUCCUGUUAGAUGAGGAGAAAGGAAGACUUGUGGUUGGAGCCAAGGACCACAUCUUCUCCUUUAACCUCCUCAACAUCAGUAAAGACUAUGCACAGAUCCCUUGGCCAGCUUCUCUCACCAGAAGAGAUGAAUGCAAGUGGGCAGGAAAAGAUCUCUCGAGGGAGUGCUCAAAUUUCAUCAAGGUGUUGCAGCCAUUCAACCAGACCCAUCUCUAUGUGUGUGGGACAGGAGCCUUUCAUCCUGUAUGUUCUUACCUGGAAGUGGGCAAGAAGCCAGAGGACAGUGUGUUCAGACUGGAGCCUCACACUGAAAACGGCCGAGGGAAGAGCCCAUACGAUCCCAGGUUGCUCACUGCCUCCAUGCUAAUUGAUGGAGAACUUUAUGCUGGAACCUCAGCCGACUUCAUGGGGCGAGAUUUUGCCAUUUUUCGUACUCUUGGCAAGCACCACCCAAUCAGGACGGAGCAACAUGACUCCAGGUGGCUAAAUGAUCCCAGAUUUGUCGGGGUUCAUCUAAUUCCUGAGAGUGACAACCCAGAAGAUGAUAAAAUCUACCUGUUCUUCAGAGAGAAUGCUCUGGAUGGAGAGCAUGCUGGGAAGGCCACACAUGCUCGCAUUGGACAGCUCUGCAAAAAUGACUUGGGAGGCCACAGGAGUCUGGUAAAUAAGUGGACCACCUUCCUGAAGGCUCGACUUGUUUGCUCUGUGCCCGGCAGUAAUGGAAUAGAUACUCACUUUGAUGAAUUACAGGAUGUUUUUCUCAUGAGCUCAAAGGAUCCCAAGAGUCCAAUCAUCUAUGGAGUAUUCACCACUUCCAGUAACAUCUUCAAAGGUUCAGCUGUGUGUAUGUACAGCAUGACUGACAUCAGGAGAGUGUUUCUGGGUCCUUAUGCUCACAGAGAUGGGCCCAACUACCAGUGGGUCCCGUUCCAGGGACGCGUUCCCUACCCACGACCUGGCACAUGCCCAAGCAAAACAUUUGGAGGAUUUGAUACGACCAAGGAUCUUCCUGAUGAGGUGGUGACCUUUGCCAGAAGCCACCCAGCUAUGUUCAACCCCAUUUACCCUAUUAACAAUCGACCAAUCAUAGUCAAAACAGAUGUGGACUACCAGUUCACUCAGAUAGUGGUCGAUAAAGUAGAAGCAGAAGAUGGCCAGUAUGAUGUCAUGUUCAUAGGCACAGACAUGGGGACAAUUCUGAAAGUGGUAUCCAUCCCCAGAGGCUCCUGGCAUGACCUGGAGGAAGUCCUACUGGAAGAAAUGACUGUAUUCAGAGAGCCAACAGCCAUUACUGCCAUGGAACUUUCAACAAAACAGCAACAGCUGUACCUGGGCUCAGACAUUGGUGUGUCGCAAAUGUCUUUGCAUCGAUGCGAGGUUUACGGCAAGGCUUGUGCUGAAUGCUGCCUGGCAAGGGACCCUUACUGUGCAUGGGAUGGCACCGAGUGCUCCAGAUACUUUCCCAUGGCUAAGAGGAGAACAAGGAGACAAGAUAUCAGGAAUGGAGACCCACUCACACAGUGUUCUGAUCUACAACAUCAUGAUGAGCUAAAUGGGCAGACAACUCUCCUGGAUAAAACUGUAUAUGGUGUGGAGAACAGCAGCACUUUCCUUGAGUGCAGUCCAAAGUCUCUGAGAGCCCUGACGUACUGGCAGUAUCAGCGUUCCACUGAUGAUCACAAGCAAGAGAUUAAAUCAGAGGAACGUUACAUUCGAACAGACCAGGGCCUGCUGAUUCGCACACUUGAGAAGAAGGAUUCAGGGAUCUAUCUCUGCCAGGCGGUGGAGCACGGCUUCAUGCAGACACUUCUGAAAGUGACCCUAGAAGUCAUUGACACAGAGCGCCUGGAGGAUCUGCUACAUCAUGACGAAGAAGUCGCUGCCAGUGGCCCUGCCCUGGAUCUUUCUUCACCUCGAGAAACUCCAAAUCACAAACUGUGGUACAGAGACUUCCUCUCUUUGGUCAAUCAUCCAACUCUGAACAGUGUGGACGAAUUUUGCGAGCAGGUUUGGAAAAGAGAAAAGAAGCACAGGAAGCAGAAAGCUCAUCUGGUGCAGCAAGCACAAAUGCAGCAGCAGCAGCAGAAGGUUGUGAUAAAUCCUCACACCCACAUGCAUGCACAAGAACUUUCAGCCAAGUGGAAACACCUGCAAGAGAGGCAGAAGGGACGCAACCGCAGGACCCAUGAACUGGAGAGGGCUCCCCGCAGUGUCUGACCCAUACAUCUUGAGUUUUAACAAUCAAAACUAAAACCACACCCAUUUGUCAUUCUGUAACCCUGAUUAACUCGCAUAUCAUGCCAAUAUACACAUUUUUUCCACAAAUACUGGAUAAAAAACGGUUAAACUGGAAAAAAGAUAAUACUUCCCUGAUCUGCUGGCAGGUGUGUUCUGUGCGUGGGCAGCCAUGUUUACAGUACACCAGUACAGAAGACUGCAGGAAACAGGAUAUUGUGUCAAGCCAGACCAUUGAAGCAUAUUAUCUCAGCUGGCUUCUGUGGCCUGAGCACUACAAGGGGCAGCAUUAACCAGCACACAAACUGUAUACCACCUUAUAGACAUGAUAGACUCCAUGUUGAGAUGGCCGUGUCAGUGGCCUUGUCUCAUGGUAUACUAGAUGGCGUCUUUGUCAGUCUGAAACUAAGCAGAUACCUACGGUAAAAAUUACACCACUGUGAAAUAAAAGAGGUGCGACUGUAUUGAAAACACUGGAAUUACAAGCACAAAAUAAGUAAAGCUCAUGGACAGCACAGUAUGGGAUAUUUGGUCACUUUUGGGGCUUAUGGGUGAUUAAACCAGUUAGCAUGAAAGAGAAAAAUGCUGAAGCACUGCAAGAAACUGGGAGCAACAGGUUGUUGGUCAGCAAAUAUAAUUAUGUAGCUAAGAUGUGUAAAUACUGUAUUCUAUGACAUCUCUGACUGAAGGGAAUGGCUUGCAGUUGCUGUGUUGCUUUAUGUUGUUUCCCCAAAUAGACAUUUAUUUAAAGAAAAAGACUUUUGAAAGCAGUUGUAAACAAGGAGAUUUUAUACUAGUCUGUGUUGAUGCCCUAGAUAAGCUUCUCAAACAAAGACCUGUUUUAUUACAAUAUGAUGUGUUUACCUUUUUUUUGUUUGUUUGUUUGUAGAGAUGUUUGCCACUGCAUCAUCUGAGUGCGCAAAAUAUCAUAGUGAGUUCUUCCAUGUUGAUUUAAUUACACUUUGUAUAGAUUUUCCACUACAUGUGUAUUUAUUAAUAUACAGUUAUGUGAAAAUACAUGUGAACAUAUUUUUGAUGUGCAACUUUUUUCCCCUGCAAUUUAUUUUUUGGUUUGAUUGCUUAGAUUUACAGGACCAAUUUUUAAAAAUGACUGUAUUAUCAAAAAUACUGUAGAAAGACUGGAAGAUAUUUAUUAUAUUGGUCAAUAUUUCAUGCAUUACAUCUCAGAUGCGCUGAGCAAUAAGCUAGUAUCAAUACUGUAUUUUCCUUCCACACUUGUUGCCUCAUAUUUAUAUUUCUAAUGGGCUUUGCAGUUUAACAACUUUAUUUCAGUGCAUGUAACAUUAAUAAUAAUGUUGGGGGGUGGGAUAACAAUCCAUUAUUAAACAAUGCACAAACACAAACCUGGAAUGUAGCUGUGAACAAUAUGUAAAUAUAAAUGUUAUGGUCUAUGUUUGACAACUAAGACACUGUACUAGUGCAUGUGAACACUAUUGAAGCGCUCCCAUUUUGCUAUAACAAUUGUAUACUAGUCGGAUAUUGUCAAUGUUACUCUGUUGUUUGCUAAUGCAGUACAUAAUAGUAACUAUUUCAAAGAUGUACAUACUAUUUCUUUUAGGACUCUAAACUGUAUAACUGAUAAAUCCUGAGUUAAGUAUUUACAAAAGAUAUAAAUAAGACCCAAACUGGAUCUCACUGUGGAUCACAACGCUCACAGACCAGUUAAGAGAAAUGAACCAUGUCAGUGGAGCACUGCAACACAUCAGUCCGUUUUGCCGAACUUGUUUCAUCAAGUGCAAGUUUCAUCAGCUUUGGGGAGCAAUGACAGAAAGAUGAGGAACAGCUCAUGAAAGAUAUUUGAGACUAAUGAGGCGAGCACCAGAGUUGUGGAGCUUUCGGUGGAUAUACCCUCACGUCAUCUGUCAUGGACAAAUGGUGAAAAUGAAGAAAUGAAGUACUGCUGUUGCUUUCUGGUAUGAUGAUGAUGUACUCUACUGAACUA
Molecule: messenger RNA, 4895 nt
Organism: Monopterus albus (swamp eel)
Lineage: Eukaryota; Metazoa; Chordata; Actinopteri; Synbranchiformes; Synbranchidae
Gene: sema3ab
Product: sema domain, immunoglobulin domain (Ig), short basic domain, secreted, (semaphorin) 3Ab
Exons: 18
Coding region: 515-2914 (799 amino acids)
Biological process (GO): motor neuron axon guidance; negative chemotaxis; semaphorin-plexin signaling pathway
Cellular component (GO): axon; plasma membrane; glutamatergic synapse
Molecular function (GO): semaphorin receptor binding; neuropilin binding; chemorepellent activity
Source: RefSeq, a predicted model, not a curated record